AUGGCCGCCGCCGUCGCUGGACCUUGUCAGAUUCGACGAGAAAGGGAUGGGACGGUCACGACCGGGUCGUCGCCGCCAGCGUCAGCUGCGAGUGUGCUGGCGGUGAGGCUGGGAGCACGCUUGGAAUCGAUCCGCCGCCGCCUGUUGCAACCCGCCGCCGCUCGCCUCAGCCGCCUCCCGGUGCCUGCCAGAUGCAAGGGAGAGAUGAGGGAAGGAGAUAUGCGGGUGUUGAGAGUCACGAGAGCGAGCGGUGGAUCGAUUGCUCCAAUCUGCAAUCCAAAGGGCUCACCCUGCCAGCAAGAUGAUGAUUCUCAAAGUGACUGUGUCGAAGUGAUACGAUCGUUGGGCGACCUUCCAGAGGAUAUCUGUCGACGUAUUCAUGCCCGAAUGCCACUGCGAGAUGCUGCCCGCUUGGCUUGUGUAUCACGCAAAUUUUGGAGAUCAUGGAGAUGCUAUCCCAAGCUUGACUUGCGUCAGGAAACACUAGGUUUAAAUGGAGAUCUCAUCAGUAAAGUUGACAGUAUUCUGAAAAAUCACUCGGGCGUUGGCUUGAAGGAACUAAAUAUUGAACUUUCUAGCUGUGACAAGGUUGAUUCUUGUUAUAUCAGUAGUUGGCUUCGUAUUGCUGUUACAGCAGGAAUUGAAGAACUCAGCCUUUUUCUGCCUCAUAUUCCUGAGGAAGAAGAAAACUGUUUCCCAUGCUCACCUUUACUUAAUGGGAGUGAAAACUCAAUUUGGUAUCUUGACAUAGGCAUCUGUGCCUUUCGUCCCACGGCUGGGCUUGGUCAUUGGAGAAGCUUGACAAGGUUAUAUCUGAGUAGUGUGCGGGUUGCUGAUGAUGAGCUAGAGGGCCUUCUUUACAGUUGUGAUGCAUUGGAGCAUUUGGGAGUCCUGAAUUGCCCUGAGAUAGUUUGCCUGAAGAUACCUUGUCUGCUGCAGCGGCUUAGGCUCCUGACAGUGUCUUUAUGCAGAAAUCUGCAAGUGAUAGAUUGCAAUGCUCCAAAUAUCUCCAUUUUUCACUUCUCUGGUAGCUUAGUAUCGAUUUUCUUCGAAAGUGCAUUGCAAGUAAAGAAUGUUGAAAUGGAUUGUUUAGAAUUUGGUCAGUCCAACAUUGUCUUGCAUGCUCGGACCAAGCUUCUGUCCUAUGCGCCAAAUGUUGAAACACUUGCCAUAUCCUCACCUAAUGAGAUGAUCAGUACACCAAUGCUACCUAGCAAAUUCCUCUGCCUCAAGUACUUGCAUAUUUCUCUAAUUGGAGAUGAGGCUAUUUCACCAGCUUAUGAUUACCUUUCUCUGGUUUCUUUUCUUGAAGCUUCUCCUUGCCUGGAGACAUUCAUCUUGGAAGUGCGGCAGCCUUACAUGAAGCAUGAUUCAGUUGUCGAGGAUUCCUCACACCUAAGGUGGCUACCACAGCAGCGUCACAACAGCCUAAAGAGUGUGACAAUCGUCGGCUUCUGCUCCGCAAAGAGCUUGGUCGAGUUGACAUGCCACAUUGUUGAGAAUGCGACAUCGCUCGAGCGCCUCACGUUAGACACCACUCAUGGUUGUCAGAGUUCUGGUCUCCACGGAUGUCAUUUCAAGAGUCUUUGGUCGGUUGAAGGGCUUGCAGGUUGCAGCAAGGAAGCCAUCGGUUGCGGUUUGGGCUUCUGCGCACUCGUCCAGGUGAUCGACCUACUGCCUUCCCUGAAGCUAGUGUUACAACUUACAACUGAUUGGGACCAGGCCAGAAAUUGA
Molecule: messenger RNA, 1734 nt
Organism: Aegilops tauschii subsp. strangulata
Lineage: Eukaryota; Viridiplantae; Streptophyta; Magnoliopsida; Poales; Poaceae
Source: RefSeq, a predicted model, not a curated record